Molecule: messenger RNA, 3060 nt
Organism: Desarmillaria tabescens
Lineage: Eukaryota; Fungi; Basidiomycota; Agaricomycetes; Agaricales; Physalacriaceae
Exons: 21
Coding region: 1-3060 (1019 amino acids)
Source: RefSeq, a predicted model, not a curated record
AUGGCUACCGCAGACCUUCCGACACCCCAAGGAACUCUGAACUCAACGUUCACUCCUCCGAUCGAUGGAUCCUUAACCCUCGUGCAAAUAUUUGAUCAUCACUAUGUUAAGAGCCGAGACCAUCCUCUCUUUCGUUACGAAGACGAUACGGGGAAGGUUAUUGACAUCAACUGGGGAAGGGCCGUUCCCGCUAUCCAUUUGGUCGCUCAAAUGGUCCUGAACAAUGUCAGUAUGGUGUACGGUGGGAUGUCUACUGCCUCGGAUUUGACAUUGAUUGAAACGCCCAUAGACUCCGUGACAUAUUAUACGACGAUCGCGGGCAUCAUGCGCGCUGGCUGUAUCGCUUUCCCAAUAUCUGUCCGGAAUUCAGACACUGGAGUCGCCCAUCUAAUUCGAUCUACUAGCGCUAAGUACAUGUUUUUGAGUCAGGAUCCUGGAAUGCAGAAGCUUGCCGACGCUGCACUAUACAAAUUAGAAAAUGAAGGACUACAAGAUUUCAGGAUGAUGCCAAUGCCUUCGUUCGAAACUCUCUACCCCGAGACAGUUGAGCCGUCGGACCUGCUCCCCUCAAUCAAGAAUAGCGACUUGGAGGCUCAGGCUCUCAUCAUGCAUUCAUCUGGUUCCAUGGCGUUUCCGAAACCUAUCCCUUUUACAUACAAGAUCAUGAUGCAAUCUGGUCUUCUACCUUAUUUUGGUGAGGUCGACAUAUGCGGAGACAUACUUUCCGCACAUGCUGUUCCAAUGUUUCAUCUUAUGGGUGCCGUUCAAAUUGCUUGGACCGCUUAUACUGGUGUAAUUAUGGCCGUGUUUCGCCCUGGCUGGCCUCCAAUCAUACCGACGCCUGAUAGAGUCUUUUCUGGGCCUAUAGCGACAAAAUGCAACUUGAUGUUCUGCGUCCCGGCAUUCCUGGAUAAUUGGGCGAAGGUUCCUCAAAGAGUAGAAAAAUUAGCAAACUUCAAAACAAUCAUAUUUGCUGGCGGCCCUCUGCAAUCUGCGGUGGGUGAUAGGCUUACUCAGCAAGGCGUCUGUUUGGUUCCUCUGUAUGGACAGACCGAGACCGCGACCGUCACACUUUUCCUUCCGAAGCGGCUCCCCCCCGAAGGCUGGGAUUACUGGAGGUUUUCCCCUCAUUGUACUCCAACCUUCGUGACUUUCGAAGAAGAAAGUAGGGUUUACCGUCUCGUGUUCAAGACAACCCCGACGCAUCAGCCUGCCAUCUUGAAUACCGAAAUAGAUGGUGUUCCAGCCCUGGAUACCAACGAUCUCAUAGCCAGACAUCCCACAAACCCAGAACUGUGGCGAGUGCACGGACGAGGAGACGACCAAAUUAUGCAUUCAUCUGGGGAGAAGGCGAAGGACAUACUGAAUAAAAAUCCUAGGGUAUCUAGUUCCAUAAUGUUCGGACGCGGUCGGUUCCAUGCUGGCGUUAUUAUCACGCCUGCCCCGGAAGAGCAAGUCUCGCCAAAUGACGAGAACUGGCUUUCCCGGUACCGAAAUGCAAUCUGGCCCACGGUAGAAAAAGCAAAUCAGCUUGCACCUCAGCAUUCCAGAAUUUUCAAAGAGAUGAUCCUUGUUGCAGAUAUAUCCAAGCCGUUUGAAUUUACUCCUAAGGGCACUCCAAGACGACAAGCCGUGCUGAAUGCCUAUUCUGCUAAGAUUGACACAGCCUACGAGGCUGUGAAGCAGUCAUCUCAGAUUCAUCUGGUGGCGCCAGUUCAAUGGGAGCUCUCAAACAGCUUGCAUUUCGUCCGUGAGGCUGUAGAGAAGGUCCUGACGAACAUGGUCGAAGACAAUGACGACUUCUUCCAAAAUGGUUGUGACAGCCUCCAAGCAACAUGGAUCCGCAACACAAUUCUUCAUGCUUUGCGCUCGACCUCUAAAAUUAAUACCCGUGAUAUCCCACACAAUUUCACCAUGCUGGAUAUGGCAAGGAAGUACAGUACUGAUUUCCCCAUCUCCAGGGAGGUCGUCUUACUUACAGGUUCAACGGGUGCCUUUGGUAGCUAUAUUCUGGAUGCACUUCUCCGUUCCGACGAUGUCAUCAAGGUUUAUGCGUUGAAUCGUUCAGGCCCCUCUGGAUCUCUUCAACGGCAGACUGACGCUUUCAUUGAACGCGGAUUGGACUCAGACAUCCUUACAAGCUCGAAGGUUGUAUUUGUGGACUGUGAUCUGGCUGCAAACUUGUUUGGUUUAGACUACUCGGUCUACCACGAGCUCAUCGAAAAUAUAACAUGCGUUAUCCACAAUGCCUGGCACGUCGACUUCAAUGUUUCACUUGCAUCUCUGGAGCCUCUGGUCCGUGGUACUAGAUGUCUGGUUGAUUUUGCUCUGUUGUGUCGCGUGGUACCACGAUUUGUCUUCACGAGUUCAGCUGGUGUUUUCAGGAGCUCUGACUGCGUAGCAGUAGAAGAGUUUCUUGCUGAUCCUGCUAUUUCUGCUGGCUGGGGCUAUGGCGAGUCAAAGUGGGUCGCGGAGUACAUUUUGGAAGAGGUUUCCAAAAGCACGGCACUAAUGCCUGUGGUUGUGCGCACGGGACAACUCACCGGAGGUGCUAAUGGUGCAUGGAAUGUCAAGGAGUGGUUCCCGUCCCUGGUGAAAUCGAGUCAGGAUAUGAAAUGUCUUCCUGACAUUCCGGGCUCUGCGUCGUGGAUUCCUAUUGACAUAGCCGCCAAGGCCCUUGUCGAGUUACGCCUGAGCAAGCACCGUUACAUUCAUCUUCUGCAUCCCAAACCUUUGGCGGCAUCAAUUAUUCUCCAGCAUGUCUCUUCUGCGUUGAGUAUUCCCCUCAUACCGUACUCUCAGUGGAUUGGUGCUAUUGAGCAAACCCCUCAGGAGGAAGGGUCUCAUCGCGUCACUUCCGAGACUCCAGCUGUUCGGCUCUUAGAGUUCUUCUGUUUUCAGGGUAGCGGCGACACGAAUAAUAGGGAAGCCUUCGGUUUCCCGAGUCUGCAGACGACGAACUUGGGACAAACCGCGAUUCUUGGGAACCUACGCCAGCUCGGGAUAGAAGAUGUCGACAAGUGGUUGGAUUACUGGCGAGGCGUUGGUUUCAUUGUCUGA